Parathielavia appendiculata is the source of this 443-nucleotide messenger RNA. RefSeq lists its product as uncharacterized. The transcript is spliced from 2 exons. The record is from RefSeq and is a predicted model, not a curated record. Bases 101 to 277 code for a protein of 58 amino acids. Lineage: Eukaryota; Fungi; Ascomycota; Sordariomycetes; Sordariales; Chaetomiaceae.
CUUACACGGGACCUUCCAGAUAAUUACGGCGCAGAGGAGCGCGUCGGUGAGGAAGAGGAGCGGUGGGAUAACACAGGAGAGGGCAUGGCGGCCGUUGAGAAUGUCGAGUGCUAGCUGCGCUGCGCGGAUUGGGAGGGCUGGCGGGCUUUUGGCCAUUGUUGCUGUUGUUGGGUUGCCGUCAACCCUGAAAGUCGUGAAAAAAGGAGCGUUUACGGAUACGGAGAAUAUGGAGCUUCAGGAGCUGUCUCCGAAGCUCUUGGCAAGUGACCGCUCUUAGCGGGCUCCGGGUACGGCAUCCGUCGCAGGGAGAGCAUGAUAUGAACCAUGAAACCCUGACGAUCAACCACCGCAAAUUUUUAUGUAGAUUCCACGUCUGGUUACGCGCAAGGUUCAGGUAAUCACCACGCUACAACAAACCAUGCAGGGAGUCGAAGGGACCCCGC